AUGAUCAAACACGCAUUUGUUAUUUUAUUUAUUUUACUUUUAAUAACUCUCAUCAGUCUUUCAAUAACUGCUUUGAUUAUGAGUAGUGGGAAAUUUUGGAAAUGUCCUGGUCAACCACGUACAUUUGAAUGGUUACUGGGUUUUGGCAUAUUUGGUAUUUUUUUUUGUUGGCUCAGCAUUAUUAUUUUUAUUGAAAAAUUUAUUUUUUCUGGCUCCAUCAAUCGUCGUCCUGUUAUGAUUCUAUAUGGCAUAAUGAUAGCUAUUCUUUUUGUUUUUGCAGCUAUCUGGAGUAUAAUAGGUUUGUAUUGGUCAAAUACAAAAUCCUUAAAACAAAAUUCUUAUUAUUAUAUUAAUGGACAAAAUAUCUAUUGUCAUCCAACAAUUCUAGGAUUUAGCAACGGAAUAAGCAUUUCUCUGCUUGUAUGUUGCUCAAUAAUAGGAACUGGAUUAUUUUAUGCAUGUAAAGAUUUUCAUCGUUGA
Molecule: messenger RNA, 480 nt
Organism: Adineta steineri
Lineage: Eukaryota; Metazoa; Rotifera; Eurotatoria; Adinetida; Adinetidae
Source: the annotation of a GenBank genome assembly